Molecule: messenger RNA, 1356 nt
Organism: Lutzomyia longipalpis
Lineage: Eukaryota; Metazoa; Arthropoda; Insecta; Diptera; Psychodidae
Gene: TM4SF
Product: leukocyte surface antigen CD53
Exons: 4
Coding region: 241-1131 (296 amino acids)
Biological process (GO): protein localization to plasma membrane; protein maturation
Cellular component (GO): membrane
Source: RefSeq, a predicted model, not a curated record
CCACAGCACCAGGUAGGUAUGAGUGUGUAGCGCUAUACAAAGAGGUGUGUAAAUUUACUCAUGUGUAGUUGAGUACCUUUACCUAACUUGUUCUUCGUGUUCUUUGUGCAGUGUAAAAUCUUUGAUCAUGUAGAAUAAGAGUGCCAAAGUGUGAUAGUUUUCAUCGCAGCAAAUGCGAAUUAAAAGUAUUAUUUAACAAAAGGAAUUUGUUUGCAUUUAAAGUGAAAGGAAGGGCCUACAAUGAAAUUAGCAACCAGAAUUAAAUGUCUCGUGUACUUUCUUUAUAGUUACGCAAUUUUUUUAGCGGUUUGUGGCGUUGUUCUUGUUAUCUUUGGCGGAUACAUCCUAUACAACCAUUUAGGAUAUGGGCUACUUGUUGAAGGAGGUGCCUGGGGUCCUAGUGCGGCAACACUAUGUCUCGGUCUUGUAACAAUCUGCAUAACAUGGAUGGGAUGGAAUGCUAUUGCAAAGAGAAAUCAAUGUCGUCUCUAUUUAUUUGGCAUGUCCCUUUUGGGAAUCAUACUCAUAAGUGUCUUCCUGUGCAUAUGGUCUCUGACAAUAAGGAAAGACAUACAGGGAUCAGCUAUUUAUCCAGUUGAAAGCUCAUUUAGUGAAUUCAUUGCUGAUGACACGAGUACAGCCAUCAACGAUCACACCCACCUGUGGAAUCGUUUGCAGUCCGAAAUGCAAUGCUGCGGUGUUCACGGCAUCACGGAUUACAUUCGCAUAUCCAUACCGUGGUCUUGCUGUAGACGCCCAGAAAAUCCUUCAGAUCCACGUUGUGUAUCAUCGUACCAACGUGGAUGUUUAUUUGCUCUCAUUGAAGAAACAAAGCAGCGUCUCAUCUACAUCUCGGUGGCUGCUCUCAUUUUUGCCCUUGUGCAGGUCAUGGGAAUAUUCAUGGUUGUUCAUUUGGUUGUUCUUCUGAAAGAACAAGAACGUGGUGAUGUGGAGAGUCGUGGUAAUUCUAGAAAUACAGAACUCUUGCCAUUUAACGUACAAACAGCAGAUACAGGAACGAGAAACCCAUCAGCACCCCCAGUUAAUACAAAGAGCAAUCAAGCCAGCCUCCAUGAGAGUCUACAUGCUGAUCUUAAGAAAGCUCAAGCUCAAAGAUUAUCCAAUGGAUGAUUUUAUUUUAUUUUCCCAAGUGAAAACUCAUUUAUUUUUAUUUUAUUGCAAUGCAUUUUACAAAAUCGAAUUAAUUUUGUGCAAGUAAAUUUAUUUAAAGAAAAAUCAUACAGAAAAUGCCGAAGGUAUCAAAAAAACAAUUAUUUCUUGUAUAUAUCCGUAAACUUAUUUUAUAUUACAAAUCAAGACUUUUUUUUAUAGAAAAUAAAUUGAUGGCAAUCAAAA